Molecule: messenger RNA, 14527 nt
Organism: Symphalangus syndactylus (siamang)
Lineage: Eukaryota; Metazoa; Chordata; Mammalia; Primates; Hylobatidae
Gene: TGFB2
Product: transforming growth factor beta 2
Biological process (GO): regulation of cell population proliferation; transforming growth factor beta receptor signaling pathway
Cellular component (GO): extracellular region
Molecular function (GO): growth factor activity; cytokine activity; transforming growth factor beta receptor binding
Source: RefSeq, a predicted model, not a curated record
AGAUGGAAUGCAGUGGCGUGAUCUCGGCUCACUGCAAGCACCGCCUGCCAGGUUCAUGCCAUUCUCCCACCUCAACCUCUCGAGUAGCUGGGACUACAGGUGCCUGCCACCACGCCCAGCUAAUUUUUUGUUUUUGUAUUUUUAGUAGAGACGGGGUUUCACCGUGUUAGCCAGGAUGGCCUCGAUUUCCUGACCUCGUGAUCCGCCCGCCUCGGCCUCCCAAAGUGCUGGGAUUACAGGCAUGAGCCACCGCGCCCGGCCCAGAUUUCAACUUUUAUUUUAUUUCCUUUCAUUUAUUAAAUAAUAUAAAUAAUGACAGAUUUAUUUUAGGUGUUAGGCUAUUUUUACAUGAGAUUUACAGAAGUGGAAAUUCUCAUGCUUAACUUAUGCAAUGAGACAUAGUUUCUCAGGAAGCACAUUUGACAUGUUUUAGUCUCUCUUCUUUUUUUUCUCCCAAAUAUUUGAGUUAGCUUAAAUUCUUUUUUAUGGACUGCUCAACCAGUGAAUUGAUGCAGUUAGACAACAAGUAAUCUGCAGCAGAAUAUUUCAUCCGAUUUGAGACUUGAUUCCAUAUUAUUGCCUUAAAGGCUGUUAAAUUGGGUGACUUUUAGUAUGCAGCUGUUAAAAAGAGAAAAGACUGUUUAAUAUCAUUCCAAAAUUUUUGUGAAAUGUGGCCCAAGAUCUAAAGUUUUUAAGGGAAUUAUUUAAUAAAUAUGAUCUGUCCCUUUGUGAAAAGGAUCCAUCCCCUUUCAUAAUAAAAAUAAUCCCCUCCUACCACCCAGUUGCACAUACUUGCAUCUGUUAUGUAUUGAAGGAUAAUCCUCCCCCAAAAAAACUAUCCAAGAGCAGAGAUGUUUAUAUUUUGAAACCCAUUUGAGUGUUACAGUAUUAUAUGACUAAAGCUGAGUCAGUCUGGGCCUGGUAUUUGUUAUCAUAAAGGAAGAUGUACACCUAAGAUAUCAAGUGGUUAAAACAGCAAAGUACAAGACGCAUUUUUGUAUUUAUUCUAACUUUUGAACAUUAGUGUCUUUCAGUAUAAAUAAAUGUGAACACAUAUACCUCAGUAGUAAUACAGGAGAACUAAAUAUCCUGCUAUAACUUAAUACAGAUACAUAUUUCAAUAUCACCUAACAAACACAUAAUUUUGAAAAAAAAAAAAAAAUAUGUGCAGCAACUUACACAUUUUUCUCCCCAGAACUAAGAUUACACUUAAUUUAAUUUAAUCUGUUUCUGGGUUAUACUAGAGUUUUGCAGGAAUUUUUCUGAAUAGUACAUUCACAUGAUAGAUAUGGAUAAAUAGCUUAUUUACUAAAAUGUUUUGAAACAUAUUUUAUAGUCCCUCAUUUGAUUUGAAAAAAUUUGGCAAGAUCUUCACAUUGAAAGAAAGGAUGAGAAUAUUUGCAGAUUUCCUUUGUUCUGAAAUUAUUUUAUUCCAAAGCAAAAUUGAGUUGCCACUAUCAGGAAAAAAAUGUAUCACUUCUGUUAGAAGGCUAUGAAGUAUAUAUAAAUUAUAUGACAAUUUUUAUCAUAUAGAUUUGAUAUCUUCUAUGUAUUCGUAUUUCUGCAUCUUGGGUAUUAAGCAAAAUACCAUAUGUAUAAAUAUGAAGCCAGGAAUGUGCAUAUUUUAGAAACUAAUUGUGUAUCUUAAGUGAAUGUUUUGAGUAGUUUAGUUCUGUCACCUCUAUUCUAAAUAUUUUACCUACAACAUUUAAAUUAUUCUGAUAUCAAUCAGAUAAAUAAUCCAAGUCUAUUUCGUCUUUCUACAUUGUCUUUAUGGUUUUUGUUUGUUUGUUUUUGAGACGGUCUCACACUGUCACCCAGGCUGGAGUGCAGUGGUGCAAUCUCAGCUCACUGCAACCUCCGCCUCCCGGGUUGCAGCUAUCCUCCCACCUCAGCGUCCCAAGUAGCUAGGGCUACAGGUGUGCACCACCAUGCCCAGCUAACUUUUUGUCUUUUUGAUGGAGAUGGGGUUUCCCCAUCUUGCCCAGGCUGGUUAUGAACUCCUGAGCUCAAGGGAUCCCCCCGCCUCUUGCCUCCCAAAGUGCUGGGAUUAUAGGUGUGAGCCACCAUACCACCUGUCUUUGAAUUUUUUAACGAGGGGAAAGAAAACUGCAAUUCCUGCCUCCCCAUUUAUUUAAACAUGACACCUAGGAUUUUAUUUUUGGUAACUACUUAGAAUAAUAUAGUAGAUUACUUAUCUUUGGUUAGAAAGAACUAUGGAAAAUAGGAACCAAUAAUUUGGAAGUAUUAUUUCCUCAUUUCAUAUAUAGAAAUAAUUAUCUUAUUUCCUUAUUUCAUAUAUAGAAUGUUCUAGAUACUUGGAUGGCUGGGGUUAACGUUCUUAGUAUUUAUCAUAGUUUAGCAUUGGUUGUUAUUUUUAAGCAUCAGAAUUUGAAAGCCAAUGAUAAUACCUGAUUAGGACUGAAAAUAGAAUUAUCUUAGUAGUUUAGCACUUUUUAUAAUGGAGUUGGAGCACUGAAUUUAUUUUCAAAUUACCCAGAAUUCUGCAUUGCUCAAAUAUUAUUCAAUUGAUUGCAAAAUAUACCUUGGAAACCCUUUGGAUAGAAUAGUUCAGAGGGUUACCACUAGUACUUAGAGCCUAAAGUCACUCAGUAGGAGGUUCUCGAAGGUCUAUUUGAAGGCAAUCCAAUUUCUUUAAAAUAAAUUUUUUUUUUGUCUUUUAAAACAGACGGGUGAAGAAAGGGGCAUAUAAAUUCUGGGAAACCUCUUAUGAUUUCCUUCCAUUUCCUUCUAUGUCUCCAUUAAUGUGCUAACUUGAAGGAAUUUAACUUCAAGGAAAGUUGACUGCUGAAGUUUAUGUAGAGCUGUGAAUAUUAUAAUUUUUCAAUACUUUAUUGAUAAUGUUAGCUUUGUUUUUAUUUGGAAACAUUUUUUCCAGUUCACCGAAGCAGAAUUCAUUCUGUUCUUCCCUGAAAUUCAUCUAUUAGGAUCAAUGUGAUUGACAUUUAUCUCCACUCUGCAUGUCAGUGCUAUGAUAUAGACGCUAUAAGCCCUGUAGAUAUUAUGGGUAUGAAGACUAUUUGAGGUGAAUUGGCAGUGAGAGCAAAUUUUGGAAACAGGAGAGAGAACUACUUCAUGCCUACAAAAAGCUCUCUCACUCCUUCCCCAAGAAAACAGGAGUCUGAAUUUCGGCCAGCUGGGUGUUUGAAUCUUACUGACUGUUGCAGCAUUGGUAGUCCUGGUAAAUUUUUUCAGUGGGUGAGCUUUUCUGAAAUUUGAUUAAACAUAUUACUCAAGGGAAUCUGUGAAUAGAUUUAGAAGUAGAAUGUUUGAGGUAGUUGACAAGACAUUUAGAAUUGUGAUUAAUGUUUUAAUAAAAUGCUAAGUUAGAAUGAAUCUAAUCAUAAUUAUAUAGAUGGAAGAUAUAUUCUAACAGUUCUUAAAUAAUUUUAGAUUCUCUAAAUUUAGAGUGUUUUCUAGCUUAGAGAACCAUAUUAAUAUUUUUUACCUAGUCUACUGAACAUAAUUUCAGGGAUUUAGUAUUUAGGACUUUCUACCUAGAGAUGCGGUAAGCCUUUUAAAUUUAAAUUUGCUUUCUUAAAAUACCUGUUCCAACAUUGCUCACCUUUCUUCUCCUUCCUUUUUGACCUCUUCUUCAGUGGGAGGGGCACAUAUUCAGCUUUCUGUUAAACACUCUUUGGUUUUCAACUGAGUAAGGCAAGCAAGGAUAUAUGUUAGAAGAGUGGACAUAAUACUUUAUCAUAAAAUUAUAGGGACUAAAAGUCUAAAUCAUUGCUGUCAAUAGGACUUUUUUUGAUGAUGGAAAUAAUUUAUGUCUGUGCUGUUCAAUAUGGUAGCCACUAGCACAGGUGACUACUGAGCAUUUCACAUGUGGCUAGUGAUACAGAGGAACUAAAUUUUUAAUUUUACUUAAUUACUUUAAAUUUUAAAAGUUACAUGUGGCUAGUGGGUCUAUCCCAACUAUGAAGAGAAUAAAGCUACAGAGCAUAUAUCUAGUCUAAUGAAACAACAGUGAAUUUGGGAAUUGUAAAUCUUUCUUAAGCUUUUUCCAUAAACUUUUAUUGAUACAAUUUAGGCAUAUACAAAUACUGGUGAAAUUUAUUGAUUGAAUUAUUGUUGACCUUUUUUCAGUAUUUGUAUUUUUAAAAAGAUAUGUUUCUUUAUAAUUAACUUGUAUUGUAGGGUAACUAUUCUCCUUAAAUGUUCAGCCACUUAGUUACUAACAAAUAGCAUUUGGUUUUUUAGCAUUAUUUAUCGUCUGAGGCUUUCAGAAUUAAUACACCAAACCUUAAAUAUUUUUGUUGUUCUCUAAAAGAAUGGGUUUAUGAUGCUCCAAAAGGACAUUUUGAGAACUGCCGGAGCAACAGAUACCAUGUAAGGAGUGAAUUCCCAUGUUUUUCACUUAUAUCUAGGGGCCUACUUAUUUAGGAGGUUUCCUAAGUAAGUGUAUUUAGUUGUAGAACCCUAGAGUUGCCUAGGUCCAUUCUAUUCUAGCACAUACUCAACAUACUGCCAGAGCAAAUGUAGGUUGCAGAUUCAGGCAAAACACACACACACACACACACACACACACACACACCCCCCGAAGAGCACAAUGAGCAUUAUUAGCACAGCCAAUUUAAAAUGAUGAGGUGUUAACCACAUUUGUAUAAAUAAUAGUUUCUCUAACCUCGAAUCAUUAUCCUGCAUUUUUAAUGCAAUCGGUUCAUAAACAUCAAAGUGAAAACACCAAAUUUGUAAGAGGUCAGGACCAACUGGGGCUCUAAAUGGAGAGACAGCUGAGAGCUGUGUCCGUAUGCGUGGGUGGCCUUGCAGCUGUUGAUUCACCCUCAGGCUACCAGACAGUUGCCUCUUUGCACUUGCAGAACCAGACUUCAAUCUUAGGUAAAAAUGUAUCCCUCCCAUGGACAGGACAUAAACAAUAGAUUGACAUCAGCUCUGAAAACAUCAGUGCAGCAGCCAGACUCAGCAGUUGCCCUGAAAUACUGAGAAGUAUCAAGCAUAACAUCAAGACUGUUUCUACACAAUAAUAUUUGUCUUUGUACAACAACACUGGGUUCUCUUAAGUAUAUUAUAAAUAUAAAAGCUCAAAGUCCAAAAGGUUCAAUGUGAUGAUAUCCUUCUCUACAAAUGGCAUGAACACUAGGGUAGAUUGCAUGAGACCUGACUGCCGUAUCUUGGUCCUUACUAGGAUUCCCAAAUAUACUCCUUAAUAACCAGUAAAAUUAUAUUUACACUGGACAUUUUAAGAAAUACCAGUGUUCGUUGUUAGAUGAGAGACAGCAUAAUUUUGGAAUCACAACUGAGUUCACAGUUCAGUUUUGAGCCUUACUAGUUUUGUUUCCUUGUAUAAGUUUCUUAACCUUUGUAAGGCUAGCAUGUAAAUCAGAUAUAAUAAUAUAUAGUUCAUGGUGUAAAGACUGGAUUAAUGUAUGCAGUGUCUAUCUAGCACAGUGCCUGAUAUGUAGUAGCAUGUCAAGAGAUGUUCUCUCUUAUGCAUUUGGAGGAUUAGGUGCUGCGCCUAUAGGUUUCCAUUCAUUUCUCAUCUGUGUAAUUCUGAGUGUUCCUUUUCUAGAUAGAAUUCCCCCCAACAAAAAUUUAAAGUCUAACAGGUGGUAGGUGCUUAUUGAGGCCCAGCAAUUCUACUUCUGGAAACCUUCCUCAGGAAAAGAUUCUGAUGACAGAAGAUGCUGUGUGAACAGUAUUAUAUAGAAUUGUUUUUAAUAGCAAUAAAUUUUUUAAAACUUACAAGUUCAGUGAUAUGAGGACAUUUACAUACAAAAACUAUCGAACCACCAGUCUUCUAAUUCCUUUUAAAAUGAUGGUUGUGAAGACUGAUGAAAACACAGUGUUAAUGAUAUGUUAACUGAAAAAGUAAAAUUAAAAACAUUAUGGAUAGUAUAAGUUUCUUAAAUGCCAACAAUGCAUGAGGUGAAUAGAAUAAGACCUUUUUUAAAGAAUGUAAUUUUUGACAGUCUGAAAAGACAGGCCUUAUAUUUAUAUUGAGAAAAAUGAUCCUGACAUUUAAUGAGACAGUAAAACAGUUUUUAUUUUUUGCUUACUUAUUCUGUUCUAGAAUCCAAACUCUAAAUACUGUUUAAUAGAGCACUCUUGAUAUUAGAUGACUGUAUAAAGAGUCCUAUUUGCUAGAAUCCUACUUUAUCUUUUAAGUUUUGCUAAUUACCCUGCAAUGAAUGUUGAACAUAAAAAAUUUGACUCCCUUUCCAUGUGUCCACUGUUUCCUUGUGCCUCUUGAUUAACAAAACUUUAUUUUUAAGUGAGAACCUCUGUUUUCUUGAUUUUAAAAAAAGUCAUUGCUAUUUUGUUUUUAACUAUCCUAUUUUGCAGUUCUAUCACUUAUUCAAGUAAAAGUUGGAACAGAACAUGUAAUAAUAACAGCAAACAUUUAAACAAUACUGAUUUUAUGCCAGACAAUAUUUAAGGGUUUCAUAAUGCCCCUUAAUUCAUACCCUCUUCCUCAUAACCCUGUUAGGUAGAUGCUGUUAUUGUCCCCAUUAUACAGAUGAGGAAACAAGCAAUAAGUUUCAGUAACCUACCCAAGGCCACACAGAUAGUAUAGCCCAAUCCAGGUUCGAGUCACAGAUCUGCUGUACACAAUUGUGAUUGCUCACAUUUUAGGUAUUAAUGUCUUACAGAAAAUGAGAUUCUAGAAAUUGAACUCUUCUCUGGAAAGAAAAAUGGGCAUUCAGUAUUUUGGUCUCAUUCAACCGUGACAUAAACCUAUGGCCAAUGGAAGGUAGUAGUAGAUGCCAUGCCCUUUCGGGUCCUCACUUCCAAAUAAAAAAAUAAAUAAAUAAAUAAAUAAAAGGAACAAUGAUCGUGCCAAAAAGGGUGGUGGCCACAUGUGUGCCCAAGGACAGGGCUAUUAAGAAGUUCUUUAUUCAAAACACAGUAGAGGCUGCAGCAAGUGUCUUCAAUGCGUAUGUGCUUCCCGAGCUGUAUGUGAAGCUACAUUAUUGUGUGAGUUGUGCCAUUCACAGCAGGAAGCCUGCAAGAACUGAACAUCUCCACUUCUAUUUAGACCUGCAGAUGCUGGCACCAAAGCUCAUGUAAGGAGCUGAGUCUUUAAGGACUGAAGCAAAACUAUCCUCUGGAGAAAAGUAAAAUGGAAAUUGUACUUAAAAAAAAUUAGUAGAUGCCAUUAAUCAAAAGGUGAAAAUUUUCCUGGUUGUGUCAAUUUAGAGUUAACAUAUCACCCCAGGCUGUUGCUGUCAGUUUAUUCUGUAACUUGCUACUGGAUAAUUCAUUAUAGGUCUUGCCUGAGCAUGUCUGAUAAUUAAAACUUUAUAUUUGAAUUAUCUGUAUGCUACAGAAAUAGAACUACUUUACUGAAGUGGUAUCCAAUAAUUUACUAUAUACAGCUAUUGGUUUUUUAUUCCUAAGAUACAAUAUAUUGGCUAUUUGCUGCUGUGUUACUUAAUGACAUUAGAUGACUCAUAAAGGUGUAAGUGGUUGACAUUUUUGCUAUUAAGAAUUUAGAUAUUCAAAUUAUGCUUUAUAAAUGAGGAUUAGAUUUUUAGCAUGUUAUUGCUUAGGAGAUAACAGGUAACUAAAACUUUAUAAUUAAGGAUAUCCCAUUGCUGUUGAUCUAGCAUCUUUUCUAAAAAAUGCAUGUUUUACAAUAUUUAUGUGAAACUAAUUUUUAUUUGAUGUGCAGUAACAACAAAUCAAUGCAAAAUUAUACAUUAAUUAAUGUAACAGUAUGAAGUUGUAAGACAUACCACAGCUUUCCUCUAGGUGGCAUGAUUUCAGCUAUCAUUGAGUCAACUGAUAAAAAUCCUUUUUCUCUACAACCACAGGAGUAUGUAGUUUCUGAACAAUCAGUGCAAGUGUGACAUUGAUUAGAUUUAAUUGUUACCACUGGUUAAAUAACCAGAUUGACCUUAUAAUAGUGUAUUGUUUAAUGAUCUUAAGUAACUUAAAAUUAUAAGACAAAGUCCUCUUAAAGAAACAAAUACAAAAACUUGUUACCUCCAAUAACCCAGCAGCCAAAAUUAUUUGUCUCUUCAGGUCACAAUGACACACCCAUUUCUGGAUUUAUUUCUUUGGCAUAUAUUUAUUUCUUAUGGUAGAUAGCUUGCUAUUUGCUUGGAACAGUAAAGAUACUGCCUUUUUACUUAAAAGGACUCAUAUAGAUAUAACAAAUCUAAAGAGAAACCACAAGUGGUAGGAUUCUUGAUCACAAAAAUUUUCAUGUUAACAGGAAACAGCCCCUUCAAUUAUGUGAAGGUAACUUUCCUGGUGUCCCUGGUUUUAUGAAGCGGUUACUGUGUGCUAAACAAGAAGGAUCAACAUGUGAAAAGUAAUUAUGUGACCUGCAAGCAUCAAACAACAAACAGAAACACUGGUCUUUUUUUCUGUACUGGCACUAAAAUGGGAAGGGGGCCAAACUCGUUUUUACCUUUGGGAUUCUUUUUCUGUUGUUGAUUUUCAAAAAUUUAAAAAUGUAUUUCUCUGGCUAUACACAGAAUGCAUAAAAUGCUUGUUAAUCCCAUUAUUGUUGUAUUUAUCUUCUCUUUCCUUUCUUUGUGGGAGACUGCUUUCAUGGAGCUCAAAAGAACUUGACCAAGCACCUCUCGGGGGUUCAUUUUUAUGGCAGUGUAGGUUUAUAUUAAUGCUAAAAUUGUGCAAGUAGCAUUUUCAAAAUGUAUCUCCAAUGGUGAUUUUUAGAAUAUGCUGCAUAGGCAAAGGAAAAAAAGGUCUUGGAAGUAUGCAAAAUAUAGUAUCACCAUUGUAACCGAAAAAAGGUGAGAAACUAACAGAUGUAGUCUUACAGAUUUAAAGUGGCUUCAUUUUAAAUAAGGUAAUUAUCUGGGACAGUCCUGAUUUACCCCUGUUGUCUUAGUGUAUCAAUGAGUGGCAUCCUCUUUACUGCAAAAAUGUUUGGAUUUGUGCGACAAAUGAUGAAGCUACCCUAGUUAUGAGAACUUUAUUUUCUACUAAGAUUUAAAAUAAUCAUCAGUGAGAGUUUGUGGUCUGUAGUCUCCAGUUUUAUAAAUUAUAACCAUCUAUAUAGCUGUGCUCUUAAAAAUACUUACAUACUUAGGCUUUUAAAAAUACUUAUUUACUGAUUUUUCCCUCUAUCAUAAACUACACUGAGGUUUUCUUUUUUUAUGCAAUUACUAUUGACCCUUGGUUUUUAUUCAUUUAUUUUUUAAUUGCAGGCUAAUCGAGGCAGCAGAACGGCAAAGUUGUUUGAAAUGUAGGUUGGUAAUUUUGGCAGUGGAAAUUUAGACAUUUGGAAUUUUACCCAAUCUAUGAAGCCCACUGAGAUGACGACAGACACAUAAAUUCAUUUAAAGACCAUGUAUCUUUAAAAAAAAAAAAAAUUUGUUAUACUCAUUUUAAUUAUGAGAACACAGUCAUAUUUUUCUCUAUCACUCACCUUCUCUUUUUCUUUCUCAUCUUUUGUUUUUAUCUUUAGUUGGCCAAAACACUCUCUCCAUUUCUCCCCAGCAACCUCAUUCUGGUUUCUUGCUUUGUGAAGUCUAUCUGUGAACUUCUGUGGUGACAGAGUAAAUGAAGUAGGAGUAGAGAUUCUGUAAAGGAGUUUCAGAGCCUUUAACAUGACAAUGUUCCGGAAUGAGGAAUCUAAGAGGACAGGAGGGUACCCAGUAUCUCCCAAACUUGUUUGACCCCAGAAUUCCUGUUUGUCAGAACAUAUUCUGGGACCACUGUUUCUCAGAAGUACAUAGUAGGGGGUGAACGCAACCGCGACGGCUGAUCGUCUGUGGCUGGGUUGGCGUUUGGAGCAAGAGAAGGAGGAGCAGGAGAAGGAGGGAGCUGGAGGCUGGAAGCGUUUGCAAGCGGCGGCGGCAGCAACGUGGAGUAACCAAGCGGGUCAGCGCGCGCCCGCCAGGGUGUAGGCCACGGCGUGCAGCUCCCAGAGCAGGAUCCGCGCCGCCUCAGCAGCCUCUGCGGCCCCUGAGGCACCCGACCGAGUCCCGAGCGCCCUGCGAAGCGCACCCUCCUCCCCGCGGCGCGCCGGGCUCGCCCCCAGCGCGCGCACACGCUCACACACACACACACACACGCACGCACACACGUGUGCGCUUCUCUGCUCCGGAGCUGCUGCUGCUCCUGCUCUCAGCGCCGCAGUGGAACGCAGGACCGAACCGCUCCUUCUUUAAAUAUAUAAAUUUCAGCCCAGGUCAGCCUCGGCGGCCCCCUCACCGCGCUCCCGGCGCCCCUCCUGUCAGUUCGCCAGCUGCCAGCCCCGGGACCUUUUCAUCUCUUCCCUUUUGGCCGGAGGAGCCGAGUUCAGAUCCGCCACUCCGCACCCGAGACUGACACACUGAACUCCAUUUCCUCCUCUUAAAUUUAUUUCUACUUAAUAGCCACUCAUCUCUUUUUUUCCCCACCUCAUUGCUCCAAGAAUUUUUUUUUUCUUACUCUCCAAAGUCAGGGUUCCCUCUGCCCGUCCCGUAUUAAUAUUUCCACUUUUGGAACUACUUGCCUUUUCUUUUUAAAGGAAUUCAAGCAGGAUACGUUUUUCUGUUGGGCAUUGACUAGAUUGUUUGCAAAAGUUUCGCGUCAAAAACAAACAAACAAAAAAAAAACCAAACAACUCUCCUUGAUCUAUACUUUGAGAAUUGUUGAUUUUUUUAUUCUGACUUUUAAAAACAACUUUUUUUCCCACUUUUUAAAAAAAUGCACUACUGUGUGCUGAGCGCUUUUCUGAUCCUGCAUCUGGUCACGGUCGCGCUCAGCCUGUCUACCUGCAGCACACUCGAUAUGGACCAGUUCAUGCGCAAGAGGAUCGAGGCGAUCCGCGGGCAGAUCCUGAGCAAGCUGAAGCUCACCAGUCCCCCAGAAGACUAUCCUGAGCCCGAGGAAGUCCCCCCGGAGGUGAUUUCCAUCUACAACAGCACCAGGGACUUGCUCCAGGAGAAGGCGAGCCGGAGGGCGGCCGCCUGCGAGCGCGAGAGAAGCGACGAAGAGUACUACGCCAAGGAGGUUUACAAAAUAGACAUGCCGCCCUUCUUCCCCUCCGAAAAUGCCAUCCCGCCCACUUUCUACAGACCCUACUUCAGAAUUGUUCGAUUUGACGUCUCAGCAAUGGAGAAGAAUGCUUCCAAUUUGGUGAAAGCAGAGUUCAGAGUCUUUCGUUUGCAGAACCCAAAAGCCAGAGUGCCUGAACAACGGAUUGAGCUGUAUCAGAUUCUCAAGUCCAAAGAUUUAACAUCUCCAACCCAGCGCUACAUCGACAGCAAAGUUGUGAAAACAAGAGCAGAAGGCGAAUGGCUCUCCUUCGAUGUAACUGAUGCUGUUCAUGAAUGGCUUCACCAUAAAGACAGAAACCUGGGAUUUAAAAUAAGCUUACACUGUCCCUGCUGCACUUUUGUACCAUCUAAUAAUUACAUCAUCCCAAAUAAAAGCGAAGAACUAGAAGCAAGAUUUGCAGGUAUUGAUGGCACCUCCACAUAUACCAGUGGUGAUCAGAAAACUAUAAAGUCCACUAGGAAAAAAAACAGUGGGAAGACCCCACAUCUCCUGCUAAUGUUAUUGCCCUCCUACAGACUUGAGUCACAACAGACCAACCGGCGGAAGAAGCGUGCUUUGGAUGCAGCCUAUUGCUUUAGAAAUGUGCAGGAUAAUUGCUGCCUACGUCCACUUUACAUUGAUUUCAAGAGGGAUCUAGGGUGGAAAUGGAUACACGAACCCAAAGGGUACAAUGCCAACUUCUGUGCUGGAGCGUGCCCGUAUUUAUGGAGUUCAGACACUCAGCACAGCAGGGUCCUGAGCUUAUAUAAUACCAUAAAUCCAGAAGCAUCUGCUUCUCCUUGCUGCGUGUCCCAAGAUUUAGAACCUCUAACCAUUCUCUACUACAUUGGCAAAACACCCAAGAUUGAACAGCUUUCUAAUAUGAUUGUAAAGUCUUGCAAAUGCAGCUAAAAUUCUUGGAAAAGUGGCAAGACCAAAAUUACAAUGAUGAUGAUAAUGAUGAUGACGACGAUAAUGAUGAUGCUUGUAACAAGAAAACAUAAGAGAGCCUUGGUUCAUCAGUGUUAAAAAAAAUUUUGAAAAGGCGGUACUAGUUCAGACACUUUGGAAGUUUGUGUUCUGUUUGUUAAAACUGGCAUCUGACACAAAAAAAGUUGAAGACCUGAUUCUACAUUUCACCUACUUUGUAAGUGAGAGAGACAAGAAGCAAAUUUCUUUAAAGAAAAAAAUAAACACUGGAAGAAUUUAUUAGUGUUAAUUAUGUGAACAACGACAACAACAACAACGAAAAAAUAACAGGAAAAUCCCAUUAAGUGGAGUUGCUGUACGUACCGUUCCUAUCCCACGCCUCACUUGAUUUUUCUGUAUUGCUAUGCAAUAGGCACCCUUCCCAUUCUUACUCUUAGAGUUAACAGUGAGUUAUUUAUUGUGUGUUACUAUAUAAUGAACGUUUCAUUGCCCUUGGAAAAUAAAACAGGUGUAUAAAGUGGAGACCAAAUACUUUGCCAGAAACUCAUGGAUGGCUCAAGGAACUUGAACUCAAACGAGCCAGAAAAAAAGAGGUCAUAUUAAUGGGAUGAAAACCCAAGUGAGUUAUUAUAUGACCGAGAAAGUCUGCAUUAAGAUAAAGACUCUGAAAACACAUGUUAUGUACCAGCUGCCUAAGGAAGCUUCUUGUAAGGUCCAAAAACUAAAAAGCCUGUUAAUAAAAGAAACUUUCAGUCAGAAUAAGUCUGUAAGACUUUUUUUUUCUUUUUAAUUGUAAAUGGUUCUUUGUCAGUUUAGUAAACCAGUGAAAUGUUGAAAUGUUUUGACAUGUACUGGUCAAACUUCAGACCUUAAAAUAUUGCUGUAUAGCUAUGCUAUAGGUUUUUUCCUUUGUUUUGGUAUAUGUAACCAUACCUAUAUUAUUAAAAUAGAUGGAUAUAGAAGCCAGCAUAAUUGAAAACACAUCUGCAGAUCUCUUUUGCAAACUAUUAAAUCAAAACAUUAACUACUUUAUGUGUAAUGUGUAAAUUUUUACCAUAUUUUUUAUAUUCUGUAAUAAUGUCAACUACGAUUUAGAUUGACUUAAAUUUGGGCUCUUUUUAAUGAUCACUCACAAAUGUAUGUUUCUUUUAGCUGGCCAGUACUUUUGAGUAAAGCCCCUAUAUUUUGACUUGCACUACAAAUGCAUUUUUUUUUAUAACAUUUGCCCUACUUGUGCUUUGUGUUUCAUUCAUUAUUAUGACAUAAGCUACCUGGGUCCACUUGUCCUUUUUUUUUCUUUUACGGAAAAGAUGGGUUCGAGUUCAGUGAUCUUCAUCUUCCAAGCAUCAUUACUAACCAAGUCAGAAGUUAACAAACUUUUAUGUUAGGAAAAGGAGGAAUGUUAUAAAUACAUAGAAAAUUGAAGUAAAAUGUUUUCAUUUUAGCAAGGAUUUAGGGUUCUAACUAAAACUCAGAAUCUUGAUUGAGUUAAGAAAAGUUUCUCUACCUUGGUUUAAUCAAUAUUUUCGUAAAAUCCUAUUGUUAUUACAAAGAGGAUACUUCAUAGGAAACAUCUUUUUCUUUAGUCAGGUUUUUAAUAUUCAGGGGGAAAUUGAAAGAUAUACAUUUUAGUCGAUUUUUCAAAAGGGGAAAAAGUCCAGGUCAGCAUAAGUCAUUUGGUGUAUUUCACUGAAGUUAAGGUUUUUACAAAUGUUCUUUGAAGGGGAAAAGGCACAAGCCAAUUUUUCCUAUGAUCAAAAAAUUCUUUCUUUCCUCUGAGUGAGAGUUACCUAUAUCUGAGGCUAAAGUUUACCUUGCUUUAAGAAAUAAUUUGCCACAUCAUUGCAGGAGAGGUAUUCUCAUGUUGGGGUUUAUAGAAUAUGUCAGUUUGUCACUUGUCACUUAUUUAGCUUUAAAAUAAAAAUUAAUAGGCAAAGCAAUGGAAUAUUUGUAGUUUCACCUAAAGAGCAGCAUAGGGAAGCGGGAAUCCAAAGUGAAGUUGUUUGAUGUGGUCUAUUUCUUUUUUGGAAUUUCCUGACCGUUAAUUAAAAUAAAGAAUUGGAUUUGCAAGUUUGAAAACUGGAAAAGCAAGAGAUGGGAUGCCAUAAUAGUAAACAGCCCUUGUGUUGGAUGUAACCCAGUCCCAGAUUUGAGUGUGUGUUGAUUUUUUUUUUUGUCUUCCACUUUUCUAUUAUGUGUAAAUCACUUUUAUUUCUGCAGGUAUUUUCCUCUCAGAUAGGAUGACAUUUUGUUUUGUAUUAUUUUGUCUUUCCUCAUGAAUGCACUGAUAAUAUUUUAAAUGCUCUAUUUUAAGAUCUCUUGAAUCUUUUUUUUUUUUUAAUUUGGGGGUUCUAUAAGGUCUUUAUUUCCCAUAAGUAAAUAUUGCCAUGGGAGGGGGGUGGAGGUGGGAAGGAAGGGGUGAAGUGCUAGUAUGCAAGUGGGCAGAAUUAUUUUUGUGUUAAUCAGCAGUACAAUUUGAUCGUUGGCAUGGUUAAAAAAUGGAAUAUAAGAUUAGCUGUUUUGUAUUUUGAUGACCAAUUACGCUGUAUUUUAACACUAUGUAUGUCUGUUUUUGUGGUGCUCUAGUGGUAAAUAAAUUAUUUCAAUGAUA